This is a messenger RNA of Fonsecaea erecta, 1554 nucleotides long. Its product is annotated as glycerol kinase. The transcript has 5 exons. Bases 1 to 1554 code for a protein of 517 amino acids. The record is from RefSeq and is a predicted model, not a curated record. NCBI's taxonomy places the organism in Eukaryota, Fungi, Ascomycota, Eurotiomycetes, Chaetothyriales, Herpotrichiellaceae. Gene Ontology annotation, cellular component: mitochondrion. Gene Ontology annotation, molecular function: glycerol kinase activity. Gene Ontology annotation, biological process: glycerol-3-phosphate biosynthetic process; glycerol metabolic process; triglyceride metabolic process.
AUGGGCGACACCACCACCAACAAAUCUUCGCACGAGACGUUCGUGGGCUCGAUCGACCAGGGAACCACAAGCACCCGGUUUCUGAUCUUCAACCGACACGGCGAGGUGAUUGCAUCGCAUCAGAUCGAGUUCAAGCAGAUCUAUCCGCAUCCAGGAUGGCAUGAGCACGAUCCACUCGAAAUCAUUUCGUCGGUGGAGCAAUGUAUCGACGGUGCUGUCAAGGACCUCGAGACCCAAGGCCACGCAAGUGCUAAUAUCAAAGCUGUGGGCAUCACAAACCAGCGUGAGACAACGGUCGUAUGGAACCACGAGACGGGCGAGCCAUUGUACAACGCAAUAGUAUGGACCGAUACUCGUACGCAGGCCCUGGUCCGUAAGCUCAAGCAGCGAUUGGGAUCAGAUCAACUUCAGCAGCUUUGCGGCCUACCACUGUCGACCUACCCUUCUGUGGGCAAGUUGCUCUGGCUCCUCGACAACGAGCCCAAGGUGAAGGAGGCCUAUGACAAGGGCAUCCUCGCCUUCGGCACCAUCGACGCGUGGCUGGUCUACAAGCUUAACGGGGGGCCCAAGAAGAAUGUGUUCGUUUCUGACCCAACGAAUGCCUCGCGAACCAUGUUCAUGAACCUCAAAACGCUGGACUACGACGAGUCACUCAUUGAUUUCUUCCGACUGGACCAGAGCAAGAUCCACCUCCCCAAGAUCACCCGGUCGUCAGAUCCCGAGGCGUAUGGGCGUCUGGAGGUGAGUGUGCUCAAGGGCACCCCCAUUACGGGCUGUCUGGGCGAUCAGUCAGCCGCCCUUGUCGGCCAAAAGGGAUUUACCCCGGGAUUGGCCAAAAAUACUUAUGGCACGGGUUGUUUCCUGCUGUACAAUGUCGGUGAAAAGCCGGUCUUCUCCACCCACGGGCUUCUCGGCACGGUGGCCUACGACUUUGGCGAGGGACGGCGGAUGUAUGCACUCGAAGGCAGCAUCGCCGUCGCCGGAUCCAGCGUCAAGUUCCUGGUGGACAAUUUUGGCUUUGUCGAGUCCUCCAGCAAGAUAAGUCAGUUGGCUGCCACGGUCGAAGACAAUGGGGGCUGCGUCUUCGUCACCGCCUUCAGCGGCUUGUUUGCUCCAUAUUGGAUCGAUGACGCGAGGGGAACGAUCUACGGCAUAACUGCCUACACGCAACGCGGACACAUCGCACGGGCCACUCUCGAGGCAACAUGCUUCCAAACGAAGGCCAUUCUUGACGCCAUGGAGAAGGACUCGGGUGCUAAACUGGCUGAGCUCGCCGUCGACGGUGGCAUGAGCAACUCCGAUCUGACCAUGCAGACACAAGCGGACCUGAUCCAGAUUCCUGUGCGGCGGCCACAAAUGCGGGAGACUACAGCCCUGGGAGCCGCUAUUGCCGCCGGGCUGGCUGUCGGAGUGUGGGACAGCAUUGAGGAGUUGAAAGACAUCAACGUCGAGGGGAGCACCGUCUUCAAACCACGGUUGCACGAAGCCAAGAGUAAGGAGAUGUUUGAGCGGUGGGAAAAGGCAGUGCAGAUGUCCAAAGGUUGGUCGUCAUAA